AUGAAGCAAGACAUAAGCCUCCACGAAGAGCUCAGAGGAACCUACGAAAAAACUCUCCAACUCGCAGUCUCAAUUACCCAGAGCAAGGCUGAUUUAUUUAGCUCAAAAGUUCGAGGUAAUGAUGCGAAAUUUGUAAAAUCAGUUGCAAGAGAAUUCCACGAUUUCAAGACAAUUCAUGACGAUUAUUUAAAGUCAAACAGCAACUCAAUUAAAGUAGACCCAAUAGAAAACCCAUCAAAAUCUGAAUCCCCAAUCAGUAGGCGUCACAAAUUUAUGUACUCAAAAUAUGCAGGGAAGUUAAAGCUAAAUACAUCAGUUGAUGAAGCCCAUGCAAUGGUCGCCUUAGCCAAGGCUGGCAAUAUAUCUCCAAUUGUGAGCUCUGCGAAGGAGUCUGAUAAGCCUUCACCGAUUUUAAAGAAGCUGAAAUUUAAUCAUUCGUUAUUAUUGCAGAAUGAAAAAAGCUCUACAAAGCUGCCUUAUGUAUCUUUACUUACUCCCCCCCCCCUCCGUGAGUGAACAAAAUCAUUAGAAAAAUCCCUAUUUUUUGCCAAAAACCCACCCUCCGUGAGUGAACAAAAUUUUUUUAAUAGAAAAAUUUUGUAUGGAAAAAAUUUUUGAUAUAUAUAAAUGAUAAUUAGUAUAAUGAAAUCUAGAGCUAAUUCUAUUUAAUUUUAAACGAAUUGCAUUUUAAAACAUAAAUUUUAUAAAUUUAAUUAAUAUUUGCUUUCCAAUUUUUGCGAAUCAGGAUUUUUUUAAAUUUCGAAAAAAAAAUAUUUUUUAUAAAAUUUAUAUAUAUAUUUUUUUUUAUAAAAUUUAUAUAUAAAUUUUUUUAAAAAAAAAAAUUAACCCCCCCUCCGUGAGUGAACAAAAUUUUUUUGUUCACUCACGGAGGGGGGGGAGUUAGUGGAAAGACAAAGCCACCUCUUGAUUUACCUUCAUAUAAAGAAUACUUAAAAUGCUAUAAGACUUAUAAUAAAAAACAGCCAAAAGAGACUCCGUUCCAAAAAAUCGACAGGUGCCAACAAAUUUUGGAAAAUUUACAAAAAGAGAUUUCAGGGCUUGAAAUAUUUUAUAAUGAAAAUCCUGGAAUCCCUUGAAAUAAUGACAAAAAAUUUCUGUUAAAGCUAAAUAAUAGUCCAUCAAGAAGAAAUGCAAUGAUAAAAGCAUAUAAUGACAAAAUUGCUGGGACCGCUAAAAAUAUUACACAGAAUUCAAGACUAAAAAGAUUCAUCACGAAAAAAGUCCCAAAAACUCCGUCAAUGUCCCCAGAAAAAUUCAAUGAAUUUUACCAUGAAAACAGCAAAACAGCGUCGGUAAGGCAAAAAAUGAGCUCGCCUGUUUUUUCUAUAUCAUUCGAAAAAACUAGUGAAACCAACCCGCUUAUAGAGGAUCCUAAAGACGUUUUACAAAGAUGCUCAGAAAGAUUCAAACUUGCUGAAGAUUCAGAAAACAAAAAAUUAAUCGAAAUUCUCCAAAAAUUAAAAGUGGAAAGGCCUUUAAUUUUAAAGAAAAAAGCCCGUCUUAUUCUUGAUGAUAAUGAAAAAUAUCGAGACAGGGUGUAUUCUCUCAACAAAUUCGAAGAAUACAAACGCACUGUAGAGUUUGAAAGAUUUAGCGCCAUGAAAAAGAACAAAUCCCAAGCAUCUAUUUACAAUUCCCUAUUAAGCUACCUCAAAAAAAGAGAAAGAAUACCUUCAGAAAUCGAGUUAUCUCUUAUGGAUAUCCUAAAAGAAUACUUACUUCCCUUCGUGAGCUAACUUAAACAUUGAAAAAUCUCUAUUUUAUUGGUAAAAACCCUCUUGUGAGCGAACCAAAUUUAUUUUAAUUUAUAUAAGUGAUAAUAGAUAUACUGAAUCUCUCUAGCUAUUUCUAAUUGAAAUUUUAAAUAGCUUAUAUUUUAAUACAAAUUGAAUUAAAUUUUACUUUCCAAUUUUAGAUUUUUUUAAUUUCGAAAAAAAAAAUUUACUGUAAAGUAGAAAUUUUUUAAAGAAAAAUUAACCCCUGAAGUUGGAGUCCGGAAAUGUCAUUUCUUUUCAAACCAUCAAAGAAAUCCUUAACGAUCUUUCUUUUAAAGAAAAAAUUAGCCUUAAGCCACUAUUAUCUAUAGCGCAGUCCUUUUUAGAGAUAAGUGACGAAGAAUUUGAUAUAUUAUUUAUUGAAUAA
Blepharisma stoltei is the source of this 2163-nucleotide messenger RNA. The record is from the annotation of a GenBank genome assembly. Lineage: Eukaryota; Ciliophora; Heterotrichea; Heterotrichida; Blepharismidae.